AUGGCCUCUGAGAAAUUAGCAGAGCUGGAUAGGCUUUCCCCGGAUCCAGGAUUGGCAUCCUUACAGGGUCAACCAAUCUCUCUAGUCUCAAGUAUGGAGAGCUUUGAGGAGGCAGAGGCGAUACACUCAGUCUCCUCGGCAUCCCCCAUCCGUCCUAUAAAGUCUCUAACCAGACUAAGAACAGAUGGGUUGAAGCCCAGGAACGCUCCAUCAGUUGCUUGCAGGAGAAUGGCUAAUAUACCGCCCGUCACCUUGGGCGAUAAAUUUAGUAAUUUUUCUUCUGAUUGUGCCUUGAAAAGUGAAGUUUUCAAUGGUACUAUAGAGGACUCCGAAUCAGUUGACAAAUUUACUAAUCAAUGGGCCAAAGAAUUUAGUUCUGAUUGUGCCCUGAAAAGUGAAGUUUUCAAUGGUACUGCAGAGGACUCUGAAUCAGUUGAUAAUCCGAGCUCCCCAAAGCAAAAGCUUGGCUCAAAAUGGAGGGAAUAUGCAGGGUGUAAUGGCUGGAAUGGGCUGCUAGACCCAUUGGACGCCAAUUUAAGGCGAGAAAUCAUCAAAUAUGGAGAGUUUGUUCAGGCAACUUAUAGUGCCUGUGAUUUCGACCCACAAUCACAAAGCUAUGGUUACUGCAAGUACCAGAAAAAAUCGCUGCUGAGUAAGGUGGGACUCCAGAACUCUGGUUGCACAGUCACUCGCCACGUCUACGCCACGUCAGGCGUCCAAGUUCCGCCAUGGGUAUCUACAAUGCUAUCCAAACGAGAUGCAACUUGGCUGGCGAGGCAAACAAGCUGGGUGGGAUUUGUUGCAGUGUGCGAGGAUGAAAAGGAAAUUGCAAGGCUUGGGCGAAGAGACAUCGUGGUGGCAUUCAGAGGAACAGUCACCCCUCUCGAAUGGGUCGAGAAUCUCCGAGACAUUUGGACACCUGUAGCAAAUGCUCGGACGACGUGUCACCCCUCUUGUGUCGAUGUGGACUGUGAUGCCAGGGUCCAAAGUGGGUUUUGGAAUCUGUAUACUUGUGAGGACCCGCAUGGACGGAGCGUUUCGAGUGACGUGUUAGGUGAAAUUCAGAGGCUUUUGGAAAAGUUCGAGGGAGAAGAAGUGAGUAUCACAAUCACAGGCCAUAGCCUUGGUGCUGCACUUGCUCUGUUGACCGCCUACCAGAUUGGCGGGACUUUUAAGUCCCGGAAUUCAAUUCCGGUGACAGUUUUUUCGUUCGGCGGGCCGCGGGUGGGGAAUCGAGCUUUUGGGGAGAAAAUGGAUGAGAUGGGAGUUAAAGUGCUAAGAGUUGUUAACACGCAGGACGUUGUGACUAAGGUUCCGGGCGUUUUGGAACGAAUGGGGCAGUCUUACUGUCACGUUGGAAGGGAGCUCAGGGUGAACAAUAAGAAUUCUCCGUAUUUGAAGCCCGAUGCCGAUAUGGCCUGCUGUCAUGAUCUUGAAGCUUAUCUCCACCUUGUUGAUGGUUUUCUCAGCUCUUCUAUUCCGUUCCGUUCGACUGCGAAGAGAGAUAUUCUUCGAUUGCUUGUCAAUCAAAAAUCCAACGUCCUGCUCACAGCUGCCAAGAGUGGUUAUCACCAUAAUGGAGCGAAUUUUGUCUAG
Molecule: messenger RNA, 1596 nt
Organism: Cryptomeria japonica (Japanese cedar)
Lineage: Eukaryota; Viridiplantae; Streptophyta; Pinopsida; Cupressales; Cupressaceae
Product: phospholipase A(1) DAD1, chloroplastic-like
Exons: 2
Coding region: 1-1596 (531 amino acids)
Biological process (GO): lipid metabolic process
Molecular function (GO): glycerophospholipase activity
Source: RefSeq, a predicted model, not a curated record